UAGAGACUCGUUUAGUAACCAUGAGAUUAUUGGCUGUGAUCGCGUUUGUGUUCUGCGCUUUAAGCGCCAAACCGCUUGAAACGCAAAGUGCGAAGAUUUUGGCUACCUUGCCGUUUCCGGGUCGUUCGCAGUACAUAUUCGUGGAGUCCUACCUAAAGGCCUUGGCCGCGAAGGGUCACCAGGUGACAGUAAUAAACGCCUUCAAAAAUAAGGCAACGCCCAACAUGCGCUUCAUCGAGGCUCUUAAAGCGCACGAAUACACUGACGAAAUGAUGGGUCUGCUGAAUGUGCCGAUAUUGUGGCAGCAGCUUAAUGCAAUGGAUUACAUUUUAACCAGAUUUGUGGAGACGACGCUGGAAGAUGAGGGUGUCAAGAAGCUGAUAAAUUCUGGAGAAACUUUUGAUGUGGUGCUGGCGGAGAUGCUCCAAAUGGAGCCUCUCUAUGCUUUCGCGGAGCAUUUUAAUGCCACUUUGGUUGGAUUCUCCAGUUAUGGUACAGAUCGAAAGAUUGAUGAGGCUGCAGGCAAUAUAUCACCCAUUUCGUAUAACCCACUGGUGACCUCUCCCCGUACCGACAAGAUGACCUUCCUGGAACGCUUGGAAAAUCACUAUGAUGCCCUUGUGGAGGAUAUUCAUCGAUAUUUUGUUCACCUGCCUCAUAUGCAAACAAUUUACAAAAAGUAUUUCCCGAAUGCGAAGAAAACAAUGGAAGAAGUCUUGGACAGUUUUUCGCUAAUUCUGCUGGGUCAGCACUUUUCUCUGAGCCAUCCGCGACCCUAUUUGCCCAAUAUGAUUGAAGUUGGUGGAAUGCAAAUAUCCCAUAAGCCGAAACCUCUUCCCGAGGACAUUAAGCAGUUCAUUGAGGGUUCGCCCAAUGGCGUUAUAUACUUCUCCAUGGGUUCCAAUGUGAAGAGUAAGGAUCUGCCUCAGGAAACCCGCGACACGCUGCUGAAAACCUUUGCAAAACUUAAGCAGCGGGUUCUGUGGAAAUUCGAAGACGACCAGAUGCCCGGUAAGCCAGCGAAUGUCCUGAUCAAGAAAUGGUAUCCCCAGCCAGAUAUCCUGGCCCAUCCGAAUGUAAAGAUAUUCAUCACUCACGGUGGCCUGCUGAGCACCAUAGAGAGUGUUUAUUUUGGCAAACCCGUGCUGGGAUUGCCCUGUUUCUAUGAUCAGUACAUGAAUGUGCAGCGCGCCCAGCGAACGGGCUUCGGAUUGGGUUUGGAUCUGAACAAUCUGAAGCAAGAGGAUCUGGAAAAGGCCAUCCACACGCUGCUUAACGAUCCCAGUUACGCCCAAGCAUCGGCUGCCAUUUCGGAGCGGUAUCGCGAUCAGCCGGAAUCGGCUCUCGAUCGCGCCGUCUGGUGGACGGAAUAUGUAAUCAGACACAAAGGUGCUCCCCACCUGCGUGCCACCGCCCGGGACCUCAACUUCAUUCAACUCCACAGCUUGGACACCUGGGUGGUUCUCCUUGGAGUUCCUCUAUUGGUUGUCCUACUCAUCCUAAAGUUAUCUUGCAAAUUACUUGGGGGCAAGAAACAAAGGUGCCCCCAUGCUGAUAAGGUCAAGAAACAGUAGAUGAUUUUGUGUAUAUGUAUGUUGUUUAUAGUCCGAAAUAUCUAGUUGUCUUAUCAGUCUUAUCAACUGAUACGGUUGUUGAAAUUAUAUUUUUUAUUGCUCAAA
Molecule: messenger RNA, 1679 nt
Organism: Drosophila rhopaloa
Lineage: Eukaryota; Metazoa; Arthropoda; Insecta; Diptera; Drosophilidae
Gene: Ugt35C1
Product: UDP-glycosyltransferase UGT5
Exons: 2
Coding region: 21-1574 (517 amino acids)
Molecular function (GO): UDP-glycosyltransferase activity
Source: RefSeq, a predicted model, not a curated record